UGCUCAAGCUCUCCCCAAGGCAGUUCAAUUGAGUGCCAAGUCCAAGAACACCGAAACAGUUCACAGGAGGUGAAGACAAGCCGGAGUCUGGGCUGUGCCCUCCGAAGUCUGCUGCAGCUCUCAGCCAGCCGCUCUGAGAAUGGAGUGGUCCACCCGGGAGCUUUUCAUCAACUUUACCAUUGUCCUGGUUACAGUUGUGCUCAUGUGGCUUCUCGUGAGGUCCUACCAGUACUGAGAGGCCAAGCUGUGACACUGCCUGCUCUGGGGCCCGAGACCCCACUGCCCUCACUGCCAUGGGAUGCCGCUCUCGGCCCCUCAAGGCGCCUCUGGCCGUACUGUAGUGUCCGACGUGCUCCCUGCUAGGAUCGACUGUGUGUUCUCUAAAGGUGCCACUCUUAAGGUCUGCCAAGAGUUUGCAAGUGAGCAUUAGAUUGAUUUCCCCAACUCUUACUGCAAAUGUGUUAGACGAGCCACAAGGUUAAAAUUAAACUGGAUUCAGGAUGACAGGAAUUGCAACAAGCCCCCAAUGUGUCUCCUCACACUUCAACCCACACUGUCUGUGAUCAAACUCCAGUUCGACCUGUAGGAAGGAAUGGUAGAGGAAGUCCUGGUCAGCCCCGACCGCUGUCAUGUGAAUAAACUGAAGUCAACC
Nycticebus coucang (slow loris) is the source of this 652-nucleotide messenger RNA. RefSeq names its product sarcolipin. Lineage: Eukaryota; Metazoa; Chordata; Mammalia; Primates; Lorisidae. Gene Ontology annotation, cellular component: membrane. The record is from RefSeq and is a predicted model, not a curated record. The transcript has a single exon. Bases 140 to 235 code for a protein of 31 amino acids. Gene Ontology annotation, molecular function: enzyme regulator activity.